AUGUCUACAGAUCAAUCAAAUACUUCAAUCUCACCAACACAUUCAUAUAGCUUUCUUGGAGUCUACAUACCAAUCUUUUCAAAUACUAUCAACUCUUAUCAAAAAACUUCAAUUCAACCAUCUCAAUCAGAUCCUUCAAUUCAUCAAUGUUCUGAUCCUGUUUCAUUAGAUUCAUCUAUUAUCUUCAAAGGUGAUAUCAUAACCUCUGAACAAUCAAGAUCAUCUUCUAAACCUCAUUCAGGUUCAAAUCAUUCGUCUAUCAAUAGCUCAAUGCUCAAUCAGUUAUUGCCAUCCAGAUUUCCGGCAUCUCAGCCAUCAGAUUUACGUUCAGAUCAUCAUUCUUCAAAUCUACAUCAUCCAUCUUCAUCUUCAACUUACGCUCUUGAAAACCCUUUGGUGAUUAGAAACCUCAUCAGACGUUUCUCUCCACCUUUCAAACCAUUUGGUUCUACUGAGAUUCUUGAAACUGAUCUUCAUCAUCCUGAUCUACCAUCAUCAAGUUUAUCUACUAGAAAACCUUCAAUGUCACUUCACUUUCCAAAACCUGAUCACGUGGCUUCGGCCAAUCUAUCACCUAUCCCAUCUUCAUCUAAACGUCUUUCUCAUCAUCGUCUAUCUUCCAAUCAUCAUGAUUCUAUUUCAAAAAGGAAUUCAGAUGGAAAGCCACGAACAAGCACUUCAUUGGAGAAUCAAUCAUAUCCUCAAGAUGAUGAAGAUCAACCUAGAUCUCGUCGUAAUCCAAAAAGUUAUCAAUCUUCUCAACUAUCCACUUUUAUCAUUGGAUCAGACGAAGAACCAGCGAUUCCUAAAGAUUUUUAUGAUUGGCCAGAAGAUUGGGAUCAAACUCAAGCUAAUCCAAAACAAGAGACAUCCAAAAAGAAAAUCAAACGACAGAAAUCUCAAACUCUUGAAUCUAAUAAACCUAGACUUUCAAAAACUCAAUCUACUACUACACUUGAAACAAUACCUCAAUCUGAUCGUACUUUACAGAAAAGAUCUCAUCAAGAGAAAAGAAGAAGACCUUCACAAGACUCGGAUGGAUCUAAUUUUGAUCCACAAAUCGAUGAUGAAAAAGAAAAUGGAAUCCAAGACCAGGAUGAUGAGAGUGUCGAACUUCAUCACGACCAUCACACAACCAGUAGAUCAAAUCGACAAGAUUCACCUGGACAACUUCCAUCAGGUGAACCAACAGCAGCUUCAACUAGUUCAGCAAGAAGGCCAACACUUUCUGGCACGAGUGAUGAAGAUGUUACAUAUCUUACUUCUAAUUCUAGGCAGAACGAAAAACCGAAUCAUUCGAAUUCCAACCAUCAUCUAGAUGAACAAGACUCUGAAGAUGAACCACCUAAAAAACAACCUAAACCAAAACGACCGAAAGCAGCCGUUGAGAAAUCUCCUAAAUUAGGAAACGAUCCUCAUGAUCCUUCACCUACUGCUGGACCUUCAAAACCAGUUUAUAGGAUUCCUAAUAUCAUACCAGCAUGUGAACCUGACGAUUUUGGUCAAUACGAAUCUUCUACCUGUCAUCAGUGUCGAGUGAAGACUACGCGACCCAAGAUGAUCUGCGAUCAAUCACAAGAUCCUAAUUGUGUUGUUCGAGUUUGUAUCACGUGUUUGAUGACAAGGGAAGUCUAUGACGAUCAUCCGGAACUUCGACCGCCUAUAUUCAAGUUUGUGCCAGGUGGGACGAUGUUAUGUGUAAAGUGUCGUAAUCUAUGUCCAUGUGCUUCGUGUAGAAGAAGACGUGGUGAGAAGGAACAGUGUCGUAGAGGUUUAGGUGGUUCAACUAAAGGAUUCUAUGGACUCACACCGGAAGAAAGAGAACAAGCUUUAACGAAGAAGAAGGAAAAACAAGAAUUGAUUCGACAAAAGAAAGAAUCUAGACCAGCAGUCGAAAAGAAAACACCAGUGGUUUGUAGAAGAGAAGCAGCAGCCAUACGACAUACUGGAUUUGAUGAUGAUAUCGAACAAGAAAGAUUACAACAUUGGGCACCUUUACCUGUUUUUCCUCCAUUACCACCAGCCAGAAAGAAGAAGAGGAAACGAUUAGAUGCUACCACACCUAUUGAUUGUAAAACGGGUGAUUCGGUUAGUGAAAGUAGUUGUAGUGAUACAGAUACGAAUGAAGAGAGUGAUACAGAUUCGAUUUCGAUUUCAUCUGAACUUUCACGUGAUUUUCAUCCUGGGAAUAAUACGGUUCUGGAUCCUACUACCUUUAAACUUUCACUCUCCUCAUCACAUUCACAAAGAAGAUUAUCAAUUUCAAAUCGAUGGCGUUCUAAUAAUAAUAACAAUCAUCGACAAGAUCUUUCUUCUGAAUCUCUUUAUAGAUCAGUGAAAAGGAAAAACAAAAACCAUCGAGCCCCGAUUGUUUGGAUUAAAGGAGGAGCGAUUGUACAAGCUAGAAAACCACCUACGAAAGAGUUUAUGGAUAAAUUAGCUGAAGAACAAAAGUCUAGAUCUUCUGGUGCUUCGACGGUGAUGGAUGAAGAUGAUGAUUUACAAAAUAGACUUCAUCAACAUGAGAUUGAACUCUCAAAUGAAACUGCGAUCGGUAAUCUUACGCUUGGUGAUAUAGAUGUUCCAGCUGCUAGUUUGCCUGUUCUGUUUGGAGGUAUCGAAAAACCGAUGACAGAUGAGCAGAUACCAAGUCCAUUAGCAUUUGUAGGAGAUCCUUCUAAAGUAGAUUGGUUACCUUCUUUUGAACCUACUGCCGAGUUAUAUGGACCAUUAACACCCGACACUACUAUGCAAGAAAUCCAAGUUUUACCUAAUCCAACUAAUCUGAAUGCAUCAUGUAAUCCAUUCAGAUCACAAAGUACAUUGAAUCCAAUCACAACUGACAAUCACCCUAGAUCUGAUCUUCCGAUGGCUAGUACUUCAACUUCACAUCUACCUAACCCACAACUCAUUCAAGCUUCAUCACAUCAUAAUACUGAGAAUCCGAUCAAACCUCAUCCAGCUUCAAAUCCUAAUGGAUUACAUUGUUUUGAAUCAGACACAACUUCAUUUGAUCAUCAAGCUUAUUUAUCAAGUUUAACGAAUGAAGAAUUAAGAGAUGUAUUGAAACAAGGGAAUUAUGAGAUGGCCAAACAAGGAUUCUUACCACCUAUGAAUGAAUCACAUUCUAAUUUGAAUCUUAAUCAUCAUCACCAUCAUCGUGGGGGGAAUGGAGAAGAAGGAAAUGAUGAGUAUGAUCGGAUCACAGGGAUCUCACCUGAAUUGAUUUCAGCUUCGUUACCUAAGGAAAGCACGAGUAGGAGUUUGGAAUCGGAUUUGAAAGAAAAGAAUCGAGUGGUAGAAGUCGAAGGAGAAGGAGGAGCAUUGGGGUUGAAUGAAUUGAAUGAAGAAGAUCAACAGAUCAGAUUGAUUGAAGCGGCUAAUUGGGCAGCAGUUUGGGGAGCUACUGAUGGGUUUGGUGGAUUUAAUUUAACGUCAUCGAACCCAUCGACUUCUAAUUCUAAUUCUAAUUCUAAUAAUAAUAAUCUGAAUUCGUCGAAUCAUUCUAAUCAUUCGAAUAAUUGGCAAAUCGAUGGGAAAGAAAAAGAAGUCUUUUUGAAAGCUUUUAGGAAUAGUGUAGGAGAUGAAUGGUUAACUGAUGUGAUGUCUUUAGAUUCGUUUUGA
This is a messenger RNA of Melampsora larici-populina 98AG31, 3624 nucleotides long. RefSeq lists its product as uncharacterized. The transcript is spliced from 4 exons. The record is from RefSeq and is a predicted model, not a curated record. Lineage: Eukaryota; Fungi; Basidiomycota; Pucciniomycetes; Pucciniales; Melampsoraceae. The coding region runs from base 1 to 3624 and encodes 1207 amino acids.